UGCCGACUAAGCUAGGUACGUACGGAUCGAGCUCGCAGCCUCGCAGAGCGCUCUAAGCUUGUGAGCUUUGCUGAAGGAUAUUAUCUGAUGUGGUCGAGUACAUCAAAAGGAAAGUAGGACCUCAAGGCUCGAUUCUCGCUGGCUGUGAUCCAGUGUUUCGGAGGUGCAGGUGGAAUCGCGGGCUGGGAUCCGGUGUGACGCACAGAAGCGUGGUUACGACGGUCCGGUAGACCGGCAGUGUCCGAUCCUGAAUCCGGGGUUUCCUUCUUCAGACGGCUGGUGAAGCCGGCGAGUGUUUGCUGGCGGAGGCGCGUGAAAGACACCUGCAGUCAGUAGAGGCGGCGCGUGUAGGCACAAGUGAUCAAGUAACACGAACUAUCUAGUGCAAGACUAGGAGCAAGCAAUUUAAUGGAGGCCCUCAAGAAGAUGAAGAGGGUUGGAGCUGGUUUGCUAAGAGCAUUGAAAAGCGACACAUAUCCUUACCAACCUGAGCUUUCACGUCAUGCCGUAGUCGUUGCACUGCUUAGUUGCGUCUUUUUUAUCUGCUUCGACAUCAGGCAUACUCUUACCGAUGACAACAGCAUUGUAAUGUGGUCUGUGCACAUUUGUUUGUUUGGAUCCUUCUUCAUCUUUUUACAGCCUUGGGUUCAAUUCUUUUCCCAGCCAUUGAUAGGGAAACCGAGCUAUUCAAAUUUCAAUAAGUGGUACGUAUCCUGGCUUUUAGUAGCAGCUGUCGAUCAGUCGAUGGGAGUGUAUAUGAGAAUGAAUUUGUCUCUAUUUUUGACAACUUUUGCCUCUUCAAUUCUCUGUCUUCUUCUCUUCCACACUAUUUUUGAUGGCCUUCGCUACUUUUUUUCACGUGAGGCUCGAAAGUGGCCAGAUUUGUGGACCAUUCUCCAACUCUCUGUUGUUGUCGGUAUAGCCUGUUGUGUAUUUCUGAGUCAGUGUAGAGAGACACCGCUUGAGCCAAGAAAUUUGAAAGACCAAGUCUGCUCAUCUUGGCUUGGUCCGGUUGAGCCUGCGAGUACCUAUUAUUAUCCACUUUUUUACAUGUGGGAUAAUUACGGGCGAACAUUGGUUAUAUAUGAGUUAUUUAGCAGUGGGUCGGCUACGGGUUCAUCGGAAGGAAUCUAUCUCGUUUACUCGUCAUGGACGACACUUGUAGGACUUUACAUUGCCAAUUAUAUAGCGGAGAGGUCAUUUGAGUCAGGCGGCGAAGAAUACGAGAAGAAGGAAAAGCAUAAGAAGCCUGAUUUCUUAGAUAUGGUUCCCUGGUAUUCAGGAACAUCAGUUGAUCUGUAUAAGACUGUUUUCGACCUCCAGGUAUCAGUAAAUAUCUUCCUAGGUCGCUUUGACAUGCGUAUAUUGCAGGCAGCAAUGAAUCAGUUUCAAGAUGGAGCCCAACAAGGAGAUUUUUUAUACGAACAAUUUAGUAAAGAGGAAGAACUAUGGUUUGAUUUCAUUGCUGAUACUGGUGAUGGUGGGAACUCAACCUAUACUGUCGCACGCCUACUUGCUCAGCCUUCCAUUCGUUGCACUAAUUCAGAGCUUCGCUUACCACGUGGAAAGUUACUGCUCAUUGGAGGGGAUCUUGCGUAUCCUAAUCCGUCGGAGUUCACAUAUGAGAGGCGCCUCUUUCGUCCUUUCGAGGAUGCCCUUCAGCCACCCAUUGACAAGGAUGCGGCGGCCGUGCCUGGUGAUGGACCUCAGUGUUUUAUUAUUCCCGGAAACCAUGAUUGGAUUGAUGGGCUUCGUACCUUUAUGGGGAAUAUAUGCCAUAAGAGGUGGCUGGGGGGGUGGUUUAUGCCUCAGAAGAAGAGUUAUUUUGCUUUGCAGCUUCCUAAAGGAUGGUGGGUAUUUGGUCUUGAUCUUGCACUGGAUGCCGAUAUCGACAGGGAUCAAUUCCAUUUCUUUUCAAAACUAGCCAGGGACACGGUUGGAGGGAAAGAGAGUGUGAUCAUCAUGACACACCAACCGGAUUGGCUUGUUGAGUGGUACGAAAAUGGUGGUUCGAGGAAUAAUAAUUUGGUGUCAGAGCUGAUAUGUGGUAUUUUGAAAGGAAGGUGUAGGCUUCGAAUUGCUGGGGACAUACAUCACUAUAUGCGCCACAGCUCGGACCAGCUUCCAGAUUCCCAGUCGGUUUAUGCGCAACAUCUAAUUGUAAAUGGUUGUGGUGGAGCAUUUGCGCAUCCCACCCAUGUCUUUCGUGAUUUUACUCAAUUUCAUGGAGUCUCCUACAAGCGUGAAUCCGCUUAUCCUUCUUUCGAGAUAUCAAGAAAGCUUGCCCUACGAAAUAUUUCCAAUUUCCGAAGGGAGAAUUGGCAAUUUGAUAUUAUUGGUGGCAUCAUAUAUUUUAUAUUAGUCUUUUCUAUGUUCCCACAGUGUAAGCUUGAUGACAUCUUUCAAGUCGAUUCACUUUCGGGUUUCUUGUGGAGUUUCUGUGGCACACUCUGGAAUGCUGUCAUAUACAUGCUGGAGCGCUCUUAUGUGUCUCUAGGAGGUGCUAUACUACUGCAGAUUAUAGCAAUUGCAUUUGUUCCCUCCAAAGUAUCAUGGAGGACACGUGUAAUCACCGGAAUUCUCCAUUUUUGUGCGCACCUGGCCGUAGCUCUAGUUCUUAUGCUGGCUUUGGAACUGGGUGUUGAGGCGUUUGUCCGGCAUAGACUACUAGCAACUUCAGGCUAUCACUCUUUAUAUUGGUGGUACCAAUCGGUAUUUCCUCAGCACUUUCCAGUUCCAUCUCGCAUUCUAUCUCCUAUAAAAAAAUGGACAUUUGGCCUUUAUCCGGCAGGUAUCAAGUAUCUCAUGUCUGCAUUUGAUGUGCCAGAGCUCAUGGCUGUGGCGCGAAGCAAUAUUUGCGCGAAUGGGAUGGAAUCCAUGUCUCGAUGGGGUGCCAUACUUUAUUACGCUUCUGUCUUCCUUUAUUUCUGGGUCUUGUCAACCCCCGCAGUUUCCUUUGUGUUUGGGAGCUACUUGUACGUCUGCAUCAACUGGUUUAACUUGCACUACGAUGAGGCCUUCUCCUCUCUUAGGAUUGCCGAUUACAAGGCAUUAACGCGAUUCCAUAUCAAACCCAAUGGUGAUCUUCAAGUUUUCACCCUAGCCGUUGAUAAGGUCCCGAAGCAAUGGAAGGUGGAUACCAAAUGGCAAAAGGAGCAAAAAGAUAAACCUGAGGUAUUGAGUCACCGUAGAGAGGCCCCCAGCAAAUGGACUGCAGCUGCUGCACAGCAGGACCCACUCCAUACUGUUAGGAUUAUUGACCAAUUUGUUGUAAAACGUAAUAGGAAAAUGAAAUCUGAUUAACCUGUAUGUAUUAACAAACAGAAAUAUGAUUUUCGAACAAGUAUUAGCUCAUUCAUUCGCUGAUC
Messenger RNA from Alnus glutinosa, 3368 nucleotides. RefSeq lists its product as uncharacterized. The transcript has 17 exons. The record is from RefSeq and is a predicted model, not a curated record. Lineage: Eukaryota; Viridiplantae; Streptophyta; Magnoliopsida; Fagales; Betulaceae. Gene Ontology annotation, molecular function: hydrolase activity. Bases 409 to 3303 code for a protein of 964 amino acids.